Molecule: messenger RNA, 4245 nt
Organism: Erinaceus europaeus (western European hedgehog)
Lineage: Eukaryota; Metazoa; Chordata; Mammalia; Eulipotyphla; Erinaceidae
Gene: IREB2
Product: iron responsive element binding protein 2
Exons: 22
Coding region: 140-3034 (964 amino acids)
Biological process (GO): tricarboxylic acid cycle; citrate metabolic process
Cellular component (GO): cytosol; mitochondrion
Molecular function (GO): 4 iron, 4 sulfur cluster binding; iron-responsive element binding; aconitate hydratase activity
Source: RefSeq, a predicted model, not a curated record
CCACGUCCAAAGGUCUCGCGAGCGCGAGCGACAAGUCCCGCGAGCGCAGCGCCGGGUCGACUCUCGCGGUGUUUGGUGGCGGCUCCUUCCUGCCUCCCCGCCGCCUCCUGCGCCGGCCCGGGUGCUGUGGUCGCCGGCGAUGGCCGCGCCCUGCGCAGGAAACGCCUUUGAGUACCUUGUUGAAGCCGUAGACGGCAGUUCACCCAAGAAGUUCUUCAAUGUACCUAAGUUCGGAGGCGCCAAGUAUGAUGCUCUGCCUUACUCCAUACGGGUCCUGCUGGAAGCUGCUGUACGGAACUGCGAUGGCUUCUUAGUGAAGAAGGAAGAUGUCGUGAACAUUUUGGACUGGAAGACCCAACAAAGCAAUGUCCAAGUGCCCUUUCUCCCCGCCCGAGUUGUUCUUCAAGAUUUCACCGGGAUCCCAGCCAUGGUGGACUUUGCUGCUCUGAGGGAGGCUGUGAAGACUCUCGGCGGGGACCCUGCGAAAGUUCAUCCUGCUUGCCCGACAGACCUCACGGUGGACCACUCUUUGCAGAUCGACUUCAGUAAAUGUGCGAUACAGAAUGCUCCGAAUCCAGGAGGCGGGGACGCACAGAAGGCGGGAAAGCUCUCUCCACUCAGAGCGCAGCCCAAGAAGCUUCCCUGCAGAGGCCAGACGACCUGCCGGGGACCCUGUGACGCUGGGGAGCCGGGCCGACACUCAGGGAAAUUCUCCUCGCAGAUCGAGAACACGCCCAUCCUGUGUCCUUUUCACCUGCAGCCAGUGCCUGAACCUGAAACAGUGUUAAAAAAUCAGGAGGUUGAAUUCGGCAGAAACCGCGAGCGGCUCCAGUUUUUCAAGUGGAGCUCUAGAGCGUUCAGGAACGUGUCUGUGAUCCCUCCUGGAACCGGGACGGCUCAUCAGGUGAACCUGGAGCACUUGUCGCGGGUGGUUUCUGAAGAGAAGGACCUGCUCUUUCCCGACAGUGUUAUCGGCACAGACUCCCACGUGCCCAUGGCGAACGGCCUGGGGAUCCUGGGCUGGGGGGUCGGAGGCAUUGAGACAGAAGCCGUUAUGCUGGGCCUGCCCGUCUCCCUGACUUUGCCAGAAGUGGUUGGGUGUGAGUUGACGGGCUCAGCAAACCUUUUUGUGACGUCCAUCGAUGUUGUUCUUGGCAUUACGAAGCACCUCAGGCAAGUAGGAGUGGCUGGGAAGUUUGUUGAGUUUUUUGGAAGUGGAGUUUCACAGUUAUCAAUAGUGGAUCGAACUACAAUAGCAAACAUGUGUCCAGAAUAUGGUGCUAGCCUCAGCUUUUUCCCUGUCGACAGUGUGACGCUGGAACAUCUGGAACACACAGGUUUCGACAAAGCCAAACUGAAGUCAAUGGAGACAUACCUGAAAGCUAUGAAAUUGUUUCGGAAUGACCAGAACAGUCCAGGAGACUCUGAAUACUCCCAGGUCAUCAGGAUCAAGCUCAGCUCCAUAGUCCCGUCUGUCAGUGGCCCCAAGAGGCCUCAGGACAGAGUCGCCGUGGCCGACAUGAAGAGCGAUUUCCAGGCCUGCCUGAGCGAGAAGGUGGGGUUUAAGGGCUUCCAGAUCGCAGCUGAGAAGCAGAAGGCCACCGCGCCCAUUCUCUACGGGGGGAAUGAGUACCAGCUGUCUCACGGGUCUGUGGUCAUCGCCGCCGUCAUCAGCUGCACCAACAACUGCAACCCCUCUGUCAUGCUCACCGCAGGUCUCCUAGCUAAGAAAGCGGUGGAAGCCGGUCUGCGCGUCAAGCCCUACAUCAGAACGAGCCUGUCUCCGGGCGGCGGGAUGGUGACCCACUACCUCAGUGCCAGCGGGGUGCUGCCCCACCUGAGCCAGCUGGGAUUUGAGGUUGUUGGCUACGGGUGUUCGACGUGUGUGGGGAAUACGGCACCCGUAUCAGAAGCGGUUCUGCGUGCUGUGAAGCAGGGGGAUUUGAUUGCUUGUGGAGUUCUAUCUGGUAACAAGCAUUUUGAAGGUCGACUCUGUGAAUGUGUUCGGGCCAACUACCUCGCCUCUCCGCCCUUAGUGGUGGCGUAUGCCAUAGCAGGCACAGUGAACAUCGACUUACAGACGGAGCCGCUAGGUACUGAUCCCUUGGGCAAGAGUGUGUUCCUGCGUGAUGUCUGGCCUAGUCCUGAGGAGGUCCGUCAGGUCGAGGAAGAACUCGUCAUGAGCUCCAUGUUUAAAGCGUUGAAGGAGAACGUAGAGCUGGGAAAUAAGCAGUGGCGUCUCUUAGAAGCCCCCGACUCGGUCUUGUUUCCGUGGGACUCAAAGUCGACGUACAUCAGAUGUCCUUCGUUCUUUGACAAGCUGACCAAAGAGCCCGCUCCCCUGCGGCCCAUCUGCAACGCCCACGUCCUCCUCUCCCUGGGCGACUCGGUCACCACAGACCACAUCUCCCCGGCCGGGAGCAUCUCGAGGAGCAGUGCUGCCGCUAAGUACCUGAGCCACAGAGGCCUUACCCCUCGUGAAUUCAACUCUUACGGAGCCCGCAGGGGCAAUGACGCCGUGAUGACAAGAGGCACUUUCGCAAACAUCAAACUUCUUAACAAGUUUAUUGGGAAGCCGGCUCCCAAAACGAUUCACUUUCCGUCAGGACAGACGCUGGACGUGUUUGAGGCUGCAGAGCUGUACCAGAAGGAAGGCAUCCCGCUCAUCAUCCUGGCCGGGAAGAAGUAUGGCUCAGGGAGCUCGCGAGACUGGGCCGCCAAGGGGCCAUUCCUGCUGGGUGUGAAAGCUGUUCUGGCUGAGAGUUACGAGAAGAUUCACAAGGACCAUCUGAUUGGAAUUGGCAUAGCUCCACUCCAGUUCCUUCCGGGAGAAAGUGCAGACUCCUUGGGCCUCUCUGGCAGAGAGACGUUCUCUGUGGCGUUUCCUGAAGACUUGUCUCCCAGAGUGACGUUACAGAUCAAGACCAGCAGCGGGAAAGAAUUCAGCGCCAUCGCUUCCUUUGACAACGACGUGGACGUGAUGCUGUACAGACACGGAGGGUUGCUGAACUACGUGGCGCGGAAGUUCUCGUAGCGCCUGCUCUCCACCCGGCAGGCAGAGGGCCCCGUGCCCGGCCCGGCCGUUCACCGCGGAGCUGCGGUGUGGGCACCGUCCUCGUCCACGGCUGCGGUGUCCACGGGCCCGGCGUGGAGCGGCCGUGACCCGAGAUCCCACGAAUGGUGCUGCUGACGCACGGGGCCGCGUGUUCUGGGAGAGGGGCCUCGCGUGGGCCGGCUGCGCAGACCGCUUUGUAAAUAAGGCAGUCGUCGUCCUGCACGCCUUCCCGAACUCGCCCGGUCUCGCACCUGCCGACUGUCUGCCGCCGCCUGGCGGUUCGGAGCAGCAGCCCGCGUGGAAAGGGCACAGGGCAGGGUGCCCAGGGUGGAGACCGAGCUGGGCACGGGGGACCCGUCUCAGGGGCUUUCGGAUGUGCCGUGUCUCUCAGGAGACGGCCGCGCGGCGUCGGCUCGCGAGUGUGUGCGGGACGCGGCUGGUCAGGCCCGGCCCUCCCGAGGGGGCACCGCCAGCCCCGACAGCCACUCGGUCCUGGCCAGUUGGGGCCCCGCCACUUCCCGGACGGCACUGAGGCGGUGUGAGCGUGGCUGUGCCCGCGUGUCCGGUGCGUGGCGCGGGUCUGCGAGUCUCCCGGCGUCAGGCUCGCUGGGCGUGAUGCCCUGACUCCCCGCGGCCUGAUGUUUUAGUGUUGUUACCUAGAAUACCAUUCCUCAUUUUAUUUGCUGAAGAAGACUUUCUUUAAUCAGUAAACACUAAAUUGUUUCCCUCCACGAUUUCUAAAUGACCUGAUUUAAAUUACGUGGCUACUCAGUCUGAGCAUUGUUAAAGUCAUCUCAUGGGGGCCAGGACAGCGGCUGGCACGUGGCCCAGUUUCUCAUCUCCCGUGCCGGGUGUCUGUGAGCAUUCUCACCUCCAGCUGAGGUCUUCCCUCCAUCCUGCGCCCCACACCUCCUCCCCUCAGCCCUGCUCAGCUCUGCUGAUGGUGGUGCUGGGGAUGGAACCAGGGACCUCCGGUGCCUCAGGCAGGAGAGUCUUGUGUGCAGAACCACUGUGCUACCUGCCCAGCCCCCGAAACGUUUUUAAAAUGCUAUUUGUUUCCGAAUUCUUAAAAUUGAUUUCUUGUCUGAAUCAUUUUACUUGGGAUGCCUGCUUAAGCUUUUAAUUAUAUCUUUUUUUUUUUUUAAUUGAAGCUGACCACCAGAUAAAAUCUUAAAUCGUUGCUGAAAAUC